Molecule: messenger RNA, 3429 nt
Organism: Passer montanus (Eurasian tree sparrow)
Lineage: Eukaryota; Metazoa; Chordata; Aves; Passeriformes; Passeridae
Gene: MAT1A
Product: methionine adenosyltransferase 1A
Exons: 9
Coding region: 1580-2770 (396 amino acids)
Biological process (GO): S-adenosylmethionine biosynthetic process
Cellular component (GO): cytosol
Molecular function (GO): methionine adenosyltransferase activity; ATP binding
Source: RefSeq, a predicted model, not a curated record
UACUCCAGAGAAUCUGUGCCUCAUAAUGUGUAUCUGAUGUGUGAAUUUGUGGAAGUUUUUAAGUGCAACCAGUGCUCAUCAUUCCAUGAGAUGAAGUCUGUAGAAUAGAAAAUCAAGGAAGAGUAUUUGAAACGAACAAUUCCAUGUCGAUGAUUAUUAGAGAGGGGCCAAUGCUGCAGCAGAUUACUGGUGAACAUUCACAGGCAUUGGUUAUUGUUUUCAGGAAUGUAGGCAGAAAGUGACAAUUCUGAGUUCUUACAUAAAUAUGUAGCAGUGAGAAAUUUGAAUCCAAGGAUCCAUCUUGGGGAUUUUUAAAAUAAUGGUAUGAAUAAUAAUAAUAAUAAUAGCAAUAAUAAUGACUAAGGUUUGAAGUAAACUAAGUUUUUUAACUGAAUAGUGAUAUGGAAAUAAUUUUUUUCAUAGACCGAUGCUUUGGGCAGAGAUUGAGAUAAUAAUGGUUUCUGUAAAGGAAAUAAGGAAAAUUACACCUACUUAUAAUGGUGCAUUAGUGGUGGGCAUUUUGUGGAUCUGUCCCAUGUUUACUUGUUUUUUAUAUACUCACUUCAAGACACAAAUACCCACUAAAUGCCCUCUGCCUUCAUGCCUGACAUACCAUCAGCAUAUUCCAGACAUGAGCCAUUUGACUAGAGGAAAUUCUCUGCAGCAGAACUCAUCACUGAGCUCUGAGAUGUGGCAGUUAUUGCAUUUAUAAGGGUUAUGGAAUGUAGUGUGGGAAUAUGAUACAAAAGUAUAAUUAAAAUGGACCUGUAUUAAUAGAAGAAAGAACAGUGGAAAAGAAAAGCAAAGGCUGAAGAGCAGGCUCUGUGUAGCAGACUGUGAAGCAGCCGUGGUGCUAGAUCUUAUCAGAUGUUUUGUCUCUCAAAUGCGCACGACAAAUGAAUGAAAAUUUAAAAAAUUAUUCAUGAGAGAAUUCUAGUUUUCUAGAGAUGAAAAAGUAAAAGGAAAAUACGGUUGUAUGAUGCAGAGCAAACUUCUUCUAGUCCUUUGUUAGGAAGGAUGCGAGUUUACACAUUUUGUAUCUAUCCCUGCAGAACCACAACACAGAGUUGGUAGUACACCACAAAUCCCAGAAUCAGGGGAGAGCCAAAGAGAAAAGCAGCUGACCUGAACUGUCACUAGCACUCUUGCGUUACUUCACGCUCAGUGGAGCUGCUAAGAUAACCAAUCUUGCACAGGCUGAAUCCAGAGUGUUUCCAAGAACUGAGUUAAUUAGUGAAGUAUCCUCAAGUUAACUAACUCCCCUGCCAAGAAAUGGGCUCUUCCAUUUUCCUCACAUGAUUAUCUGGGCACUUUCACUUUUCCAUAUAUAGGAGCAGUUCAGGGACUGACAGAUCAGGCUAGGUAGGGAUACAGAUUCAGGCACAUGCAUACUCCUUACCUGCAGGCACGGAUGCAAGCACAUGCUGCUUUCACACACUGAAAUUCAAGUUAGCUCGAGAGGUAAUAAGUGAAGACAGCAAUAGUCCUGCUGCUAAAGAGCCUUCUUAAACAGAAGGCACUGAAGGUAGAGCUCUCCAGCCACCGUUUGCAGUAAUCCAUCAGGAGCAGCAUCACAGCCAUGAACGGGCCGGUGGAUGGUUUAUGUGAUUACACGCUUGAUGAUGAAGGGGCUUUCAUGUUCACGUCGGAGUCCGUGGGAGAAGGACAUCCAGAUAAAAUCUGUGAUCAAAUCAGCGAUGCUGUACUAGACGCCCAUCUCAAACAGGACCCGAAUGCCAAGGUUGCCUGUGAGACAGUGUGUAAGACAGGAAUGGUGUUGCUCUGUGGGGAGAUCACUUCUCGUGCUAUUGUGGAUUACCAGCGAGUUGUCCGAGAUGCAAUUAGACACAUUGGCUAUGAUGAUUCAGCUAAAGGCUUUGACUACAAGACUUGUAAUGUUUUAGUGGCACUGGAACAGCAGUCACCUGAUAUUGCCCAAGGUGUUCAUCUACACAGGAAUGAAGAAGAUGUUGGUGCUGGAGAUCAGGGUUUGAUGUUUGGUUAUGCAACAGAUGAGACAGAAGAAUGCAUGCCCCUGACAAUUAUUCUUGCUCAUAAACUGAACGCCAGGUUAGCAGAGCUGAGGCGUAACGGGGAACUCCCUUGGCUGAGGCCUGACUCUAAGACACAGGUGACAGUUCAGUACAUCCAGAAGAACGGGGCGGUGAUCCCCGUGCGUGUUCACACCAUUGUGAUCUCGGUGCAGCACGAUGAGACCAUUUCUCUGGAGAACAUGCGCCGGACCCUGAAGGAACGCGUCAUCCAAGUCGUUGUCCCUGCCAAAUACUUGGAUGACAAAACUGUUUAUCACCUUCAGCCCAGUGGACGUUUUGUUAUUGGAGGGCCUCAGGGUGACGCUGGUGUCACGGGCAGGAAGAUCAUCGUGGACACAUACGGCGGCUGGGGCGCGCACGGCGGCGGGGCCUUCUCUGGCAAAGACUACACCAAGGUGGACAGGUCGGCCGCCUACGCUGCCCGCUGGGUGGCCAAGUCCCUGGUGAAAGCUGGGCUCUGCCGCCGUGUUCUGGUUCAGGUUUCUUAUGCCAUUGGGGUUGCUCAUCCACUGUCUAUUUCACUGUUCACUUACGGAACUUCCCACAAAACAGAGAAAGAGCUGCUGGACAUUGUGCACAAAAACUUUGAUCUUCGGCCUGGAGUCAUUGUCAGGGAUCUGGAUUUAAAAAAGCCCAUUUAUCAGAAGACUGCAUGUUAUGGUCACUUUGGAAGACAGGAAUUCUCAUGGGAAGUGCCUAAAAAACUUGUGUUUUGACCUUAGUGACAUGUCACCUUUUAAAACCAGAAAGGAAGACCACUAAUGAUGAGGAUGCUUCUGAAAAUCAAAUUUGACAGCUUUAUAUGCAACAUAAGGAAUUUUAGAUUUUAAAAGGAAAGAAAGAAAAGGUUAUUUUCUUGGAAAUUGAUUUUUUUUAACCCUCAGUGUCUUUCAUUAUCUAAGAUAUAAUGGACAGAGUCUGUUUUUUUAAUCAGCAUAAGACAGCAAAAUAUAGUUUACUUUUAACUGCUGCUCUGUUGGUUCUUUGGAUAAAGACAAAGUGUGACUCAGGUACUAAAACCAAAAGCUGAACCUCAAACCUUUGAUGGGCAAAGGUGAAGAUAACUUUCCCAACUCUGACUAAGGAUCAGCAGAUCUGUUGCUUCUGAUUAGACAAUGGGAAAUUCUGGGGUCCAAUUUCCUUACUGGAGUUAGCAAUGCAUACAAUGGGGGCUGCUUUGGUGGGAGAAGGCUGAAUAGCACCUAACAGUAUCUUUGCCUCUUUUAUAAAAGAUGUUAACAUAGGUGUAAUAUUUAAAUCACCUUCAGUGCAUAUGUGCUGUUACUGUCGCAUUUCAAUUACCUGUGUUUUUGAAACACAAGUGCUCUCCUAUGACACAACAAUCAUAGAAUAAAAAGCUUUUUCCUGCCAUGUA